CGCCUUCACGGCCGACGGCCCCCCUCCCCUCCUUUCCCCUCCCCUCUCCCCUCCCCCCCCGCCGGGCAUUAAUUAAGCUGCCCAUUGAUUAAAGGGUAUUGAUUUGUAUGUAUUUCACUCAGCGCCGUUGGCGGCGGCGGCGGCGGCGGCGGCGCCCGCUGCUUGUUCGGCGGCCUCCGCCUGAGUUAGCCCAGUAUUUCCCAAUUUAGAGUGUUGUCGCCGAAGCUCCCUCGACCAAAGAUGUCGGCUCCUCUUGGGCCCCGAGGCGGCCCUGCUCCCCCGCCGCCCCCGCCGCCUCCGCCCGAGAUGCCCGACCUCAGCCACCUCACGGAGGAAGAGAGGAAGAUCAUCCAAGCCGUCAUGGACCGCCAGAAGAAGGAAGAAGAGAAGGAGCAGUCCGUGCUGAAGAAACUACACCAACAGUUCGAAAUGUAUAAAGAACAGGUGAAGAAAAUGGGUGAAGAAUCGCAGCAGCAGCAACAGCAGCAGCAGCAACAACAGAAGGGCGAUGCUCCUACUUGUGGCAUUUGUCACAAAACAAAAUUUGCUGAUGGCUGUGGCCAUAACUGUUCAUAUUGCCAAACUAAAUUUUGUGCACGUUGCGGAGGACGAGUAUCUUUACGUUCAAACAAGGUAAUGUGGGUGUGUAAUUCAUGUCGAAAGCAACAAGAAAUUCUGACAAAAUCUGGCGCAUGGUUUUAUAAUAGCGGAACUAACACCCCACAGAAGUCUGAUAAAGAGGGUUUUAGAGGACUGCAGAAUGAAAAAGCACCUCAGGACAAAAAAACAAAACUCCAAGAACAGUCAGCCUUGGAACGAAGUAGAUCUCAAGGGAUUACAAGGCAAGAGUCCAUAAACGGUUCAGGAGGAAAGGUGGUGGGUGACACAGCAGACAGAAAAAGAAGCCCAUCAAUACCCAGAGAUCAGAACAGAAGUUUCAAUCAGCUGGAGGAGAGAGACGACUAUUCACAGUAUGCAACAUCAGAUGCUGCAAUGCCAAGAUCACCAUCAGAUUAUACAGACAGACAUUCACAACAUGGGUUGCAACCAUAUGAAGAACCUGAAAUGGAUGACUAUAGGGAUUCUAGCAGGAGAAAUCGCAGACGUUCAAGGGAAUAUCCUUUAGAGGAAGAUGACAUGCAAAAUAGAGGGGAAUAUGAAAGGCAGCGGAGGGAAGAAGAAUAUCAAGCACGAUAUCGAAGUGAUCCUAAUUUGGCUCGUUAUCCUGUCAAACCCCAACCAUAUGAAGAGCAAAUGCGCAUUCAUGCUGAAGUCUCACGUGCACGUCAUGAAAGAAGGCACAGUGAUGUGUCUUUGGCCAAUACUGAAUUGGAAGAUUCCCGGAUUUCGAUGAUGAGAAUGGACCGACCAUCAAGGCAAAGGUCUGCCUCUGAACGCAGAGCUGCCAUGGACCAACGUUCGUAUUCAAUGGAAAGAACUCAGGGACUAAGUCCCAAUAGGCAGAGAACCACAAAUCACAGUCCUCCAACACCUAGGAGGAGUCCAAUACCUUUUGAUAGACCCGAUAUGAGGAGAACUGAUCCAUUAAGAAAACAGCAUCAUUUAGACCCAAGCUCAGCUGUACGGAAGACAAAACGUGAAAAAAUGGAAACCAUGUUAAGAAAUGAUUCGUUGAGUUCAGAUCAGUCUGAAUCAGUUAGGCCUCCACCACCAAAGCCUCAUAAAACAAAAAAAGGAGGUAAAAUGCGUCAGGUGUCAUUGAGCAGCUCUGAAGAAGAGUUGGCUUCUACACCAGAAUAUACAAGCUGUGAUGAUGUAGAAAUUGAAAGUGAAAGUGUUAGUGAAAAAGGGGACAGUCAAAGGGGAAAAAGAAAAACUAGUGAGCAGGCAGUUUUGUCGGACUCUAACAUCUUAUCUGAAAGACAAAAGAAAAUGGUGUGUUUUGGUGGCCAGUCUUUGGAAGAGGACUUGGAAUGGUCUGAACCUCAGAUUAAGGACUCUGGGGUAGACACUUGUAGUAGCACAACUCUAAAUGAGGAACAUAGCCAUAGUGAAAAGCAUCCUGUAACCUGGCAGCCAUCCAAAGAUGGAGAUGGCUUAAUUGGCCGAAUUUUGUUAAAUAAGCGCCUAAAAGAUGGAAGCGUGCCUAGAGAUUCAGGAGCAAUGCUUGGACUUAAGGUGGUUGGAGGAAAGAUGACUGAAUCAGGUCGACUAUGUGCAUUUAUCACCAAAGUAAAAAAAGGAAGUUUAGCUGACACAGUUGGACAUCUUAGGCCAGGUGAUGAAGUAUUAGAGUGGAAUGGAAGGCUUUUGCAAGGAGCCACUUUUGAAGAAGUGUAUAAUAUCAUUCUUGAAUCCAAACCAGAGGCACAAGUAGAACUUGUAGUUUCAAGGCCAAUUGGGGAUAUUCCCAGAAUACCUGACAGUACGCAUGCACAGUUGGAGUCCAGUUCUAGUUCAUUUGAAUCUCAGAAAAUGGAUCGGCCUUCUAUAUCAGUCACUUCUCCCAUGAGUCCUGGCAUGUUGAGAGAUGUUCCACAGUUUUUAUCUGGACAACUUUCAAUAAAGUUGUGGUAUGACAAAGUUGGCCAUCAAUUAAUAGUCACAAUAUUGGGAGCAAAAGAUCUUCCUUCAAGAGAAGAUGGAAGACCAAGGAAUCCCUAUGUUAAGAUUUACUUUCUUCCUGACAGAAGUGAUAAAAAUAAAAGAAGAACAAAAACAGUAAAAAAAACAUUGGAGCCAAAGUGGAACCAAACAUUUAUUUAUUCUCCAGUUCAUCGGAGAGAAUUUCGAGAGCGGAUGUUGGAAAUUACUCUUUGGGACCAAGCUCGUGUUCGUGAAGAAGAAAGUGAAUUUUUAGGAGAGAUUCUUAUUGAAUUAGAGACAGCAUUGCUGGAUGAUGAGCCUCAUUGGUACAAACUUCAGACUCAUGAUAUGUCCUCAUUGCCACUUCCCCAUCCUUCCCCAUAUUUGCCACGCCGACAGCUUCAUGGGGAUAGCCCUACACGAAGGUUGCAAAAUAAAGGCUCAUAUUCAUAUAAUCCAGGAUCCAAAAGAAUAAGUGAUAGUGAAAUCUCGGACUAUGAUUGUGAUGAUGGAAUAGGAGUAGUGUCAGACUUCUUCCCUAUCCUUGUGGUAACAAAACGCAGUGGAGAAAUCAAAAAGUUGAAUGUGGAACAUGGGUCUCGAGGGACCCGAUCUACUCCUGCACAUUACAAUACCAUGAAUCGAAUGGAUAGACAUCGAAUAAUGGAUGACCACAACUGUCCAGACAGAGAGAGUCAUUAUCUCACUCUGCCUUGGUCCCAUCACACUCAAUCCAUUGACUACCAUCAUAGAGAUGCCAGCAAGGAUCACUCAUUGUAUCCUAACUUUUGUGAAGAUGCAAUCAGAUUACUUCGAUCGCAUAGGAUGUGCCGUACCUAUUCUGAGGGUGCUUACUAUGAGUUUGAGAGGAGGAGUAGGAAGGAGGGAAGAAAGCCUAAUACAUAUGUUGAUGACACAUUUAUUUCCCCUGCUCUCGAAAGGUAUUACAAUGGUGCAAGUUCAUGGGCAGAUCAUGUAGUCAAUGGUACAGCUGAAAAUCACAGGAAUUGGGAACCUAGACUACCAUAUCAAAGAUCCAGAUCAACAGAACAGCGUCCAGUGCUAGAGCGGCCCAGCCCCCGCUCCCGAUCCACUGAGCGUCCUGAGUCAAACCUCAUGAGAUCGAUGCCUUCAUUAAUGACUGGAAGAUCUGCCCCUCCCUCACCUGCAUUAUCGAGGUCACAUGCUCAUUCGGGAUCAGUCCAAACAAGCCCAUCAAGUACUCCGGUGGCAGGACGCAGGGGUAGACAGUUGCCACAACUCCCACCAAAAGGGACUCUGGAGAGAAGUACUCUGGAUAUUGAAGAGAGAAAUCGUCAAAUGAAAAUGAACAAGUACAAACAUGUAGCAGGAUCAGAUUCCAGGCUGGAGCAAGAUUAUCAUUCCAAGUAUCGUCCCGGGCGAGACCCUCAACGAGGCUCUGAUAAUGUCUCCAACAAAUCUUCAGACAGUGAUGUCAGCGAUGUAUCAGCAGUCUCAAGAACCAGUAGUGCAUCCCGUUUUAGCAGCACUAGUUAUAUGUCUGUGCAAUCAGAACGGCCAAGAGGAAACAAGAAAAUAAGAUCACAUGAGGAAAGAAAAGAGGGAGGGGAGGAAGGGGAUGGGGAAGUAUUCCUUGAGAAAGAAGAGGAGAAUCAGGAACUGGAGAAAAAGUUGGAUGAACAAGAUGAUGAAAAGGGGGAAGGGGAGGAGGUGACAAAGAACUGUGAUGAGGAAGAUAAAGAAGCAGAAGAGGAUGAAGGGGCCCAAGAGGAGAUAACUGAGGAAGGAACAGAAACAAGCAAUAAAGAGGAUUUGCAAAGGAGAUACUCACAGGAUGAUCUCAGUGUUUUCACAUCUAAAAUGCAAAGCAGACAGAUUGGCGCUUCAGGACAGAACAUAACUAAAAGUACCAGCAUCAGUGGGGAGAUGUAUACACUAGAGAAGAAUGAUGGCAGCCAAUCUGACACAGCGGUGGGCACUGUGGGUGCAGGUGGCAAAAAACGGCGAUCCAGUAUUGGUGCAAAAAUGGUAGCUAUCGUGGGACUUUCACGGAAGAGCAGGAGCACCUCACAACUCAGCCAAACUGAAGCAGGUGGUAAAAAAUUGAAGAGUACAGUACAGAGAAGCACAGAAACUGGGUUGGCUGUGGAGAUGAGAAAUUGGAUGACACGUCAGGCCAGCAGGGAGUCUACAGAUGGCAGCAUGAACAGUUAUAGCUCAGAAGGAAAUUUGAUCUUUCCUGGUGUGCGGUUGGCAGCAGAUAGCCAAUUCAGUGAUUUUCUGGAUGGACUUGGCCCUGCACAGCUUGUUGGACGCCAGACCCUGGCUACUCCAGCAAUGGGUGAUAUCCAAGUUGGAAUGGUGGACAAAAAGGGACAAUUGGAGGUAGAAAUAAUAAGAGCACGAGGCCUUGUUGUAAAACCAGGUUCAAAGACACUGCCAGCACCAUAUGUAAAGGUGUAUCUAUUAGAAAAUGGAGUCUGUAUAGCCAAAAAGAAAACAAAAGUGGCAAGAAAAACGCUGGAACCUCUUUACCAGCAGCUGUUGUCAUUUGAAGAGAAUCCUCAAGGGAAAGUUUUACAGAUUAUUGUAUGGGGAGACUAUGGGCGUAUGGAUCAUAAAUCCUUCAUGGGAGUGGCACAGAUACUUUUAGAAGAACUGGACCUGUCCAAUAUGGUGAUUGGCUGGUUUAAACUAUUUCCUCCUUCGUCCCUAGUAGAUCCAACUUUGGCCCCUCUUACAAGAAGGGCUUCCCAAUCAUCUCUUGAAAGUUCAACAGGACCGUCAUACGCUCGCUCAUAGCAGCUGUGAACUUUAUCAUAGCAACCAGCGUUACAAAAAAAUAUAUUUAACAGGUCGCAAGCUCUGGUAACACUGCAUGCUUAAUGUUGCGUCUUUGGAGCCUGUUUCUAGGGCUAGGAAGCGAUCCUGUAUUCUCAGAGGAAGUUGCACACAUUGUGCUCUAAAGGAAGCCCUCAGGUGAAGGAGUGGAACUGGAAGAACUGAAUGGUUUGGAGUUCAGUGACACUCAACUUUUAAUCCAAUUUGAAGCCAUGGAUUAAACUAAAGAAUCAAGUUGUCUCAUGCAACAAGAAUCCCUUCAACGGCACGUCUAUUUUCUUGUUCCCUUUUCUUUACUGGCCCUUUUCUGCCCGCACCCACCCAAGCCUGGUUAUGCCACAGAAAUAUGGAGCUACCCAAAGAAGUCGUGCUAGAAGAAAAAAGAAAAGUGAGCUGUCAUUGCGUUCAUUAACAGCAGAGGAAACUUGCCUUAUCAGAAAGCUUGAAGACUUAGAGUGGCAGGCUUUGUAACUCCGGCUACUAAUAGAAUCAAAUCCAGCGUGGACUAAGUGAAAAGUAAAAUUCUGUGGCUAUACUGUACUGUAUGAAUUAAAGACACUUUUUUGCAUGGACACAGAUUAUGCUGAACAUUUAAAAUUAUUUUCUUGGGGCUGCAACUUGCAAAAAAAAAAAAAGAAUAAAUCAGCCAUUUUCAACAAUUUAUAUUAUUUUUAAAAAUAAAUUUCACUAGUGCAUGGUUUUAAAAGGGAGAGAAUGCAACAAGGUGAUAGACACACCAAGUUAUCAUUCUUUAAACCAAUCAUGGUCUGUGUUUUUGCAGACAACAAUGAAAAAUUAAUAAUUUCUAGCAAAUACUCAAAUUAUGUUUAUGUGACAAGAGAUAAAUGUAAUAUAUUAAAUUUAUUUAAAUGUAAAAGGUACAAGCCUUGUAAAGUUCAAAAUAUGUGCAAAUUGUACACUUCUUUCCCUUCUUGUUUCCCCCAUCCUCCUUUUGCCCUCUCGUUGCUGUCCUGGCUCCCAGGAUGAUCAUUAUCCUUCGAAAUUGCUACUUUUUGACUUACUACUCUCAAGCUCCCUAUUUGAUUCAGGGAUACAGACUGAUUCUGCAUUUCUGAAAUCUUUGAGAAAAAAAAAUUGUUUAAGAACUUUUUUCAAGCAUGUUGAAAAGAAUUUUGCAACAUGGCUUGGGGAGUACAUUACAAUAAUUCAGCAUGUAUUUGAUAACAAAUUGAACUUUUUGCUGUUUAUUGUACAGUGCAUGAAAAACUUUUCCCUCUCCACCUUCAAAUUGAAUUCUACAGCAAAAUACUGGAAUCAUGUGGCCAUUUGUAAAACGUCUUCAAUAAAUUUGUUUUCAGCACCAGCAUCAUUCAUUCAAAGGUUGAACUAUCAUUUCUAGAUAAAGAAAUAUCAGAACAGUCUCGGUAAAUAUCAGCAUCUUAUCACUUCCAUUGAGCCAAAUAAAUUGCUACCUAUUAAACUCUUCUGUUCAGUUUUCAUAAACUGGGAUGGGAAAAAUCAGUGAAUAUGAACUUGACAUUCAAGUCAUAAUUUGAGCUGCAGUCCUGUAUCUACUUAAUCUUUCUAUUAAUGGGAAUUACAUGCCCAAAGAGAUUGCAGGUUUUUUUAAAUUCUUAAACGCCUUAAACAAAGUACAUAACAUUUAUUAAUUUUGACACCUAUCACCAAGAACCUAAAAUGCACAUGUUGCAGGUAUUUGAAGAAACAAACACCUGUUUCCUAUAUCAGGUAAUUUAGGGUAACUGGAAAUGUGGAUAAUUUUAAGUCCAGAUCUCAUUUUUUCCUGAUAAAAAGAUAUGUAACUUGUUCAUGUUGAAGUAUAUCAUCCUUUUUUUUCCUGUAUCUUUAGAUGCCUUACAGACCUAUUGUUUAAUGAUGAGGCAUUGCAAUAAUAUUUUAAUAUGUGCAACUAUUAAUUUUAAGGCCAUACUCAUGAAUAUUUUACUUUUGUAUUUACAUAUCCCUGUAUGUACAUGAAUUAUAGGAGGGCAAAAGGAAAAAUGGGUAUACUGCCAUUUCUUUUAUAUGGUUCAAUUUUAAAACAGAACAGAAUUCCUUCAAGGUUUGCCCAUGUUCCAUGCAUGAGUACCAUUGAAUGUGAAUGGAAUUAAUACAGUCAAAAUGCUUGGUGAAUUGUACCCUUGCAGUGAUUUCAAACAGCACCUGCACCCCAAAGGGAAUUCUUGUUGACAGGAGUUCUGUUUACGUACCAAAUCCUUUUGCAUUCAUAAAAGAAUUACCUAGAUAAGAAGGAUAAUUGAUCUUUUACAAGAUUAUGUAUAGGUUAAUGACGAUCGGUUAAAAACAUAUUGACUGAAAUAAUUUAAUCACCUGUGUAUGAGCAAUCAAUGAAUACUAACACAUGCAUUAAUCCCUAAAAAUAAAAAAAAACAUUUUUAAAGUGUACGACUCUUUUCCUGAUACUGUGAUAUGCAGUGGGUGCACACUUUAUGCAUAUUCUUAUAAAAAUAUUUCUAAUUCAGACAAGGAGGACAUGACAAUAUGGAAAGUGUGUACGUAACUGGUCAUUAUGCAGUAUUUAUUUUUGAUUGUAUUUUUUUUAAUAUUCACAUGUCUGCAACUCUACUUAUAAUUUAGUCAUGUAAAUAGCAUACUUCCAGUGACCACAGCUGUCUUGUACAUAGUCUGUUUUAAAAGUAACUGGA
Messenger RNA from Ahaetulla prasina, 8018 nucleotides. It is a transcript of the gene RIMS2, whose product is annotated as regulating synaptic membrane exocytosis 2. Gene Ontology annotation, biological process: regulation of membrane potential; regulation of synaptic plasticity; calcium ion-regulated exocytosis of neurotransmitter. NCBI's taxonomy places the organism in Eukaryota, Metazoa, Chordata, Lepidosauria, Squamata, Colubridae. Gene Ontology annotation, molecular function: transmembrane transporter binding; small GTPase binding. The record is from RefSeq and is a predicted model, not a curated record. Bases 241 to 5331 code for a protein of 1696 amino acids. The transcript is spliced from 32 exons. Gene Ontology annotation, cellular component: cytoskeleton of presynaptic active zone; presynaptic membrane.